AUGGCACAGUCAAGAAACGUUGAUACCGACGAGAGAGCGCGCGAGGAUGAGCCUUUGCUCCCGACCGCCCAUCGCGCCCGAGCGCCGUCGCAUCCAUCUAAUGUGAAUAAGACGAUCGACUUGCAGCUGGAUAAGCAGAUCCAUCUGGAGUUCGGCGGGCCUAUUGGCGUCACGAUAAUGAUGAUCUUCUUCCCCUCGCUGAUGUAUUAUUUCUGGAUCUGCAUCGAGUUCAAUAACGGCCACCUGGCCCAUCCCGCCAGUCUCGACACGAUAGGAGAGUGGUCUCUCCAGCAAUGGGAUCUACUGGUGAAGCAUGCCGCUCCCAACGUGUUUGCUGUCACAUCGUACACUAUCUUCAUCUUUUUCCAAUUCGCUUUGGCGGCUUUCAUGCCGGGACCGGUUGUAAAAGGACUUCCGGUUCCGAGUUUGGGAUUCAAGCAAUUGGAAUAUUUAUGUAAUGGGCUGUCGAGUUGGUAUGCGACCAUUGUCGCCAGUGUGAUCAUGCAUUACACCGGUCUAAUGCCCAUCUCCCGCAUCAUCGACAAUUUCGGCCCUCUCAUGACCGUGUCUAUGAUCUUCGGUUUUGGCGUCACAAUCGCCACCUACCUCUACGGCGUGCUCUGCAACAAAUCCCACCGCAUGUCCGGCUACGUGAUGUACGACAUUUUCAUGGGUGCGGUGCUCAACCCGCGCAUUGGGAUCGUUGAUUUGAAGAUCUGGGCGGAGAUUCGCAUCCCUUGGGUGUUGUUGUUUUACAUCACCGUGUCGGCUGCUUUCAAGGAGUGGGAGGUGACCGGAGCGGUCAGGCCUGAGGUUUUGUUUAUGGUGUUGGCACACGCGUUGUAUGUCAAUGCUUGUAUGAAGGGCGAGGAGUGCAUUCCGACCACUUGGGAUAUCUUUUACGAGAAAUGGGGUUUCAUGCUGAUUUUCUGGAACUUUUCCGGCGUCCCCUUCACCUACUGCUAUUCCUCCCUGUAUCUCCUCAAAACCGAAACCGGCCGCUCCAUCAACCACCACCCCGUCUUCCUCGUCUUCGAGUACGCCUUGCUAAUCCUCGCCUACUACGUGUGGGACACCGCCAACUCGCAGAAGAACCGCUUCCGCAUGUCACAGUCCGGCACCUACAUCCCCCGCAAAGCCUUCCCCCAACUCCCCUGGGGCACCAUCGUCGACCCGACCUACAUCACCACCCAGCACGGCAGCCAGCUCCUCACGUCCGGAUGGUGGGGCGUCGCGCGCAAAAUACAUUAUACGGCCGAUCUGUCCAUGGCCCUCAGCUGGGGUCUCAUCUGCGGUUUCGAUUCGUGGAUCCCGUACUUCUAUGUCGUUUUCUUUACGUGCGUCCUCGUUCACCGUGUCAGUCGAGACAUGGAGCGCUGCAAGCAGAAGUAUGGCGCGGAUUGGGACGCGUACUGCGAGAAGGUGCCCUAUAUCUUCAUACCAUACGUCUAUUAG
Messenger RNA from Fimicolochytrium jonesii, 1455 nucleotides. RefSeq names its product ergosterol biosynthesis ERG4/ERG24. Gene Ontology annotation, molecular function: Delta24(24-1) sterol reductase activity. The transcript is spliced from 5 exons. Gene Ontology annotation, cellular component: endoplasmic reticulum membrane. NCBI's taxonomy places the organism in Eukaryota, Fungi, Chytridiomycota, Chytridiomycetes, Spizellomycetales, Powellomycetaceae. Gene Ontology annotation, biological process: ergosterol biosynthetic process. Bases 1 to 1455 code for a protein of 484 amino acids. The record is from RefSeq and is a predicted model, not a curated record.